Messenger RNA from Arachis duranensis, 2836 nucleotides. RefSeq names its product probable protein S-acyltransferase 22. NCBI's taxonomy places the organism in Eukaryota, Viridiplantae, Streptophyta, Magnoliopsida, Fabales, Fabaceae. Gene Ontology annotation, cellular component: Golgi apparatus; endoplasmic reticulum. The transcript has 9 exons. Gene Ontology annotation, biological process: protein targeting to membrane; peptidyl-L-cysteine S-palmitoylation. The record is from RefSeq and is a predicted model, not a curated record. Bases 609 to 2273 code for a protein of 554 amino acids. Gene Ontology annotation, molecular function: protein-cysteine S-palmitoyltransferase activity.
GAGAAACCCAAAAAGUGAAAAGGUGUGCCCCAAUGUAAUUAUGAGCAUGGAAAGAGAAAGACAGAGAGAGAAAGAGAACAUACGCCACAGUAGUCACAGAUCUCUUGACUCUUGAGUCUUCAAGAACAACUACAAAUAAAGUGUCUGCACCCACCACAUAAAAAAUAAAGAGAAAAAGAAAAAAAAAAACUCACACACAACCCAAGAAUCAUUAUCCAGGAAAGAUUAUUUCUUUACCUAUUUCAUAAUCUGGGGUUUGCUUUCUCGUCAAGCACUGAACCACACAAAACCUCUCAUUACUUGUUUCUUCACACCCACCACCACAACUACCACCACCUCAAUUCUCAUCUUUUUGUUUUGGUUCCAUCCCAACAUGUCAUUCCAAGCUGCUUUCUUUCGUGUUUGGUUAACUUAAAUCUGGGAUUUUUUUCCCACCCCAUUUAUCCCAUUUAACAAAAGAAGAAAAUGAGAUAACAGUGUUGAGUGUUGUGAAAAAAGCAGCAAAAAGCAGUGGUUGUGUUCUCUGAUUAGUGUUCCCUUCUGCAUUGCUUUUGUAUGCCUUUUUGGUUCUGCUUCUUCAGAAACGUUUGCAUUUCAACUUGUAAAAUAUGAGGAAGCAUGGAUGGCAGUUACCUUAUCAUCCACUCCAGGUGGUGGCUAUUGCAGUGUAUUUGUCUCUGGGGUUUGCCUUCUAUGUCUUCUUCGCUCCUUUUGUUGGUAAGAAGAUGUAUCAGUAUGCUGUCAUGGGACUCUACACGCCGCUGAUUACUUGUGUCUUUGGAUUGUACAUUUGGUGUGCAGCAACAGAUCCAGCAGAUCCAGGGGUUUUCAAAUCCAAGAAGUAUCUCAAAAUCCCAUACAGUGAGAAACAUAGUCAACCAAAGAAUUCUAAAUUAGGAGGAGAAUCAACCUCUUCGAUACACGGUGCAAAUGCUUCAACGGUUGGAGCAAUGUCUGUGGACAAGGAGGCACCUGGAACAGAAGGAACUGUGAAAGAUGCUUCUGAUUCAGUAGAGAAGAAGAAUGCAUUGUCAUGUCUUCUCUUGAUAUGCUCUCCUUGUGCAUAUGUCUGUAGCUGCUCUAGCUCAAGCAAGGAAUCUUGUGAUAAGCAAAUAAGCGAAGAUGGCAUGUUCUAUUGCAGCUUGUGUGAAGUUGAGGUCUUCAAGUACAGCAAGCACUGUAGAGUUUGCGACAAGUGUGUAGAUCACUUUGAUCAUCAUUGCAGAUGGCUUAACAAUUGUAUAGGGAAAAGAAACUACCGGCAAUUUUUUGCUCUCAUGGUUGUUGCUAUCCUCUUGCUUAUUCUUCAAUGGUUGACUGGGAUAUUUGUGCUUAUCUAUGGUUUUGUUGAGAGAAAGCAAUUUUCUGCUGACAUCUCCUCCAAGUUGGGAAGUAGUUUCUCUAUUGUUCCCUUUGUCAUUGUGGUGUCUGUUUGCACCAUUCUGGCUAUGAUUGCUACCUUGCCUGUUGCACAGCUUUUCUUCUUUCACAUCCUCCUUGUUGAAAAGGGAAUCAGCACUUACGAUUACAUCAUAGCUCUGAGGGAGCAAGAGCAGGAGCAGCAAGGAGUUGGUGGUCAACAAAGUCCUCAAAUGUCAACUGUCAGCUCACUUACUGGAUUCAGCAGUGCGAGCUCCUUCACUACGUUCCAGCGUGGUUCGUGGUGCACACCACCACGCCUGUUCGUUGAAGAUCAGUUUGACGUAAUCCCACCAGAAACCGGUUCCGUAAGCUCACUUGGAAAGAAGAGCAUUAGAGAAGAACCAUCUAAGAGAAAGAAUCCUGGAGCAGUCAAAAUUAGUCCUUGGACAUUGGCGCGAUUAAAUGCAGAAGAGGUUUCCAAGGCUGCUAUUGGUAAAGGCUUCAGUGGAGUGUCUAGCUUAGCCCCUCUUCAACUUGAACCACGCAGCGCAUUUCAUAUGAGUCAAGCAAUGUCAAGCUCAGCUGCGAAUGUUGUGACUUCUUCUGAAAGCAGUAUAGAGUCUCCCGAUAUCCACCCUUUCCGGGUGUCUUCGUCAAGAAUUGAAGAGGCUAGGCAGCUUGCUGGUCCUUCGGCUGGUGGUGGCAGUGUUGCAAAUUUGAAUGGAAUUCCACUGUCAAGGUCAACUAGCGACGGGUAUGAAGCCUCAGGCGGGGAAGAUAGUGAUCAACUUCCUAGUAGAAUUGUGGAGAGAUCCACAAAUUGGACCAAUCUUCUUUUCAAUCCUGAUCAAGAUGAGAGAGCUUUUAGGCACAAAUCUUCAUCCAACGUGGUUUAUAGCAGAAAAUUCUAACCAUAUCUGAUUUUGACUUAUGUUGGGGAAUUGUUGAUUCCUUGAUUUGUGAGCUAUAGGAUUUUCUUCAGCAUUCCUUAGCUGUGAACCUUGUUGAUGUUAAGAUGAUGUCCUCUAUUGAGUUUUGAAGGGAGGAUCAAGCAUUCAAGCGUGAUGGAGAUAUUUUUGGAACCAAUGUACAAAGUUGUAGGUUAACAACGGUAACUGGUGAGGUUUAGCAUCCUAGUGCAUUUUUAUUUAUGCUUUGUUUUGUGCUCUGCUUUUCUUUGCUUUGUUUUGUGCAUUUUUCAUUUUUUUUUUGUGUCUAAACAAUGCAGAAUGCCAAAUAGGUUGCAUUUCUCAAGAGUUCAGCUGGCUAUAUUCGUAUUAGAUUUAGGAGUUAUGACCAAUUGUUCUUAGACUCUUCAAUAUCGUGUUCAUGAUUUAGAGAUGUAUCUCUCAUCUUUGAUUUCUCCCAAAACAAAGGGAUAUUUAUUUGUUGACUCUGCUUUUUUUGUUAAAAUUUAUUUUAUGUAUUUCUCCUGAAUUUUAGCGAGCAUUUGAAAAGGGGAACAACAAAUCAA